AUGGCAGAGAAUGCGAAAAGCGAGCAAAUCGUGGAUGUAGGAACGGUGGUGGAAGCCGUUUCGGCUGAUGAUGGUGACGCCCCACUCUACAGCCUCGAAAGUCUUUGCAUGCGAUGUGGUGAAAACGUAAGUUUCUCCCUGUUUCUCGCCACCGCUUGCUCUUCCUUUAACCUUUCACUUAAUUCAGCGUCACUUAGCACCUGGGUUGAUGCAUUGCACAAGCAGUUUGGAGGUGGACGGGGAUUUUGUUGUCAGCUUUUGAAUGUCCACAUUGUGGUGAGAGGAACAAUGAAGUACAGUUUGCUGGUGAAAUUCAACCGCGUGGUUGUUGUUACACUCUGGAUAUCCCGUCAGGCGAACAGAAGGAUCAUACAAUCCUAUGAGUUGAACAGACCCUGGAAAAUCCCUUUGGUCUCAUUUGUGAAGCCCUUCCAAACCAUUCCUGAUCUUCUCCAACCUCCUCCAGGAAUGCUAAAUCGACAAGUGGUUAAAUCAGAAUCUGCUACCAUUAAGAUACCGGAACUGGAUUUUGAGAUUCCUCCAGAAGCUCAGCGUGGUAGUCUGUCAACGGUGGAAGGGAUACUUAUGAGAGCAGCUGAUGAACUUCAGGCCCUUCAAGAAGAACGCAAAAAAGUGACUCCUGAGACAGCUGAAGCAAUUGAUCAGUUCUUGGUUAAACUGCGUUCCUGUGCAACAGGAGAAUCAGCUUUCAGAUUUAUUCUUGAUGAUCCUGCCGGAAACAGCUUCAUUGAAAACCCGUUUGCACCGUCAUCUGAUCCAUCAUUGUCGAUCAAGUUUUAUGAGAGAACUGCUGAGCAGCAAGCAUCAUUGGGAUACCUUGUCGAUUCCACACAGAUUGAAGGAACUCAUGGUGAUGCCCUUGAAGGGAGAGAUGCUGUGAAUACUGAUCAAGUGGGAAGAGAGCCUCAUGGAUCAAUAGGGGCAACAGCUGGCCAUCGAGCCAUUGCACAGAGUAACAGUGCAGAAAUUGCUGAAUCCUUGUUUCGAUAUACUGCCCCAGAAGAAGUUAUGACUUUCCCAUCUUCUUGUGGUGCCUGUGCUGCGAGGUGUGAGACUCGAAUGUUUGUCACCAAUAUUCCUUACUUCCAAGAAGUAAUUGUUAUGGCAUCCACAUGUGAUGCCUGUGGUUAUCGCAACUCUGAGUUGAAACCUGGUGGACGAAUUCCUGAAAAAGGAAAAAAAAUUACACUUUCUGUGAAGAAUGUUAAUGACCUGAGCCGUGAUGUAAUAAAGUCUGAUACUGCAAGUGUAAAAGUUCCGGAACUUGAUUUGGAGCUGGCAAGCGGAACCCUUGGAGGAAUAGUUACAACUGUUGAAGGCCUUGAGAGGGUCCAUGGUUUUACUUUUGGGGAUAGUCUCGAAGAAAAUAGAAGAAGCAAGUGGAUCGACUUUAAAGCAAGGCUAAACAAGCUUCUGAGCUUGGAAGAACCUUGGACUCUAAUUCUUGAUGAUGCAUUAGCCAAUUCUUUUGUAGCACCUGCAACUGAUGAUCUGAAAGAGGACAAUCAAUUAGCUUUUGAGGAGUACGAGAGGUCAUGGGAACAAAAUGAGGAAUUAGGGCUGAAUGAUAUGGACACUUCUUCUGCCGAAUGUUUGGAUAUAAAUG
This is a messenger RNA of Sphenostylis stenocarpa, 1627 nucleotides long. Lineage: Eukaryota; Viridiplantae; Streptophyta; Magnoliopsida; Fabales; Fabaceae. The record is from the annotation of a GenBank genome assembly.